This is a messenger RNA of Procambarus clarkii (red swamp crayfish), 3552 nucleotides long. RefSeq lists its product as uncharacterized. NCBI's taxonomy places the organism in Eukaryota, Metazoa, Arthropoda, Malacostraca, Decapoda, Cambaridae. The record is from RefSeq and is a predicted model, not a curated record.
AGCAACCCUGACAAAAAUAAGUAAAAUACCAUAAAUAAAUAUGCAUUGGAAGAAAUAAAAUCAGGUCUGGCAUACGGAGAAUAUAUUAGAAGAACUCUGUAAGGAAAUGUGUUCUAGAAACGAUUGUGAAUUAUAUGGGCGCGUAUAUAAGAGUAUUAUAUCGAGACCAAACACUGAGAAUAUCUUAUCGCGUCCACACACUUUCCCUUCCAGUUAACCAAAGAAAACAUUCUAGGGACGAACUCUUGGGUUGCGACUUCCCGAAGAGCGCCAUAAAGAGCCAGGGAGGCGACGCUGCAGCAGCAGGAACCGUCACGUGAUAUCAGCUCAAUGCCGGAAUAAGUACGACUCAAGAUGAUACGAACAAGUUCAAGUAUGUUUAUUGAGACAAGAAAAAAAUACAUCUCAAAGGGAUAGAGUAGCUUAGGCUAUUUCUACCCCCCCCCCCCCCCCCAUCCCCAACGAUACGAGCAUCCUGACUGUUAAACGGUUUUGGCCCCCUCCCACCUGAGGCUACGGGCUCACCAUAGCCCGUGCUACUUGGAACUUAUUGUUCCAGGUAGCGAAUCUUUAACAACAACAACAACAUCCCACCUGAGGUAAUUUAGAAACAAGAGAAGACCAAAUGAUGAUGACUAAAAUUCAUCAAUAAAAUUCAUCCGGGCAAUUAUGAACAAGGACAUUUUUGUUAUAUUUAAGAAGGAAUGUUCUUGCUGGAGUUAAGAAGGUGACAAGAGGUGGCAGACACACAAGAUGCCGCCACGGUUGGUGUUGGGUGUUGGUGUGAAACACAUCCUUGUCUACCUUGUCCACUACUUCCUACUACUCGUACCGCCUCUUGCAGGUAUGGAAGUGACCUCCCCGCUGCCUUCACCAUGGGCAGACCCAGAGGCCUGUGGCUUCACCUACGACCCGACUCCUGACCUUCAGAACAACACCAUUUGUGACCCAGACCACACUCUCGACGAGGCUAUGAGAGCCAUAAUGGAGGAGACUUUAACCCAGUGUAGGGAGAAGACAUCCAGUCAUAUCCCCAUCAUUGUAUUCCUCGCUGACUUUCUCAUGUUCCCAGAUGGCGCAGAUGACCCCAUCUUAUCGGUCGAGGACCUGCUGGAUGCGUUAGUGACCUCGUAUAACCUGCCAGCACACCCAAACGUUAUCCUGCUAGUGGUGGUCAAUAAACCUUUCAAGAUCUUAGAGUGGCAGAGCGCGUCCCUGUCUUCCAUACUACCAAAGGAGGCUUUGCAGAAUGUACUGGAAGGAACCAUGGCGUUCCAUGGUGUACAUGAUUACUUCAGCUCUACCAUCUUCCACGCCCUCCACCCGCUUUGUGAGAUACUGCGCAGAGAAGGUGGGACGUACACGACGAAAUACAUAAUGCUAACGGUUACUUGGGUGGUGUUCGUUAUUGUCUUCGGCUUAGGCCUCGUUAGCAUCGCAAUCUACUUCUUCAAGGUACAUCAUAGCGCCUCCAAGAACCAGCUCCACGGUGAAGACAUCCACAACAUACGCGGGUCUCGGGGACGCUCCAGCACCCACCCAAUGUCUGGGGACAUACGCGAACUCACCACCGUUUCCUACAGGUCGACGGGUCACGUGCUCCUCGGCACCAGUGAUAUUACAGCCCUUGCUGUUCAGAAUUGCGCCUCCACGGAUAAUCUCAUAAACACCUAGUUGGCAUCCAUCAGUCUCAGGAGACUAUGGAGUUGCGCUCUGGUUGUCGGUUUGGAAUGGCCUCUCCAGGGCGUAAAGCCAGGAUAGGUUGAUUUGGAGGAGAAGCUGUUACCCAUGCAGCAAGUCUACCCCCUCUCCAGGGCGCCGAAAGUCUCCAAUGGCAAGGCAAAUGCUAAUACGAUUGGUUCCAGUGCCGUCGCAGGAACUAAAUACCUAAACACACACAUAACUGCAGUAGUGAAACAAUCCUAGGCUCAAUGCUGGUCAAUUUUGAGAUAGGUCUUUAGUAUAUGGUGAAAUGUUGAAAAUGAUGUUCUCGGAAUAUCAGAUAGGCACUAUACUAUGCAGCAGAAACUUGGUGCCCACUUAUAUAGAAACUAAUAUGUAACUGGUUCAUAGACAUACGAGAAAACGGUUUCUACAGUUAAGAAAUACGAGUUAUGAAGAAACAUUUAAGGAAAUUGAAAAUAUACAAUUAUUUGAUAUACCAAUACAGUAUAUAAAGGCUAUGAUAGGCAAACCAUGUGGCUGUAUUUCAAUUAUUCUGGUAGAUAGUAUAAGCUGUGUCCAGAAGGGGGUAGUCUACACGAAGUGUAAGGAUAGUCGCUAGAAAGUAGUAGCCUACAGAGAGUGUGUAAUCUCCGGAAGUAGGGUAUUUUCCAGAAAGGGGAAAGUUUUCAAAAGGAGUUAGUCUAAAAAUGAGGUAGUGUGUAUUAAAACCACUAAAACCUUUUAUAUUAAGACUAAUUCAAUAAAGACAAGACGCCCCGAACACAUAACCACUGAAGAAAUAUGAAAAACUACAGAAAAUUAUAAGCACACACGUCACAGGUAAGCGAAGGGAUGACUCGAAUUUGUUGAGAAAUAUAAUGAAACACAUCAACCAAGUUUUGGUAAGUGCUUGGGUGAUAGAUUAAACAGUAAAUCAACCGAAAUCAGGAAGAGGAAAAACAAGAAAUGACGGUAAGGGCCAGUCCUUGUGCAUUCAUAAGACCACCAAUAAAGAAAUAAUGCUUUAGCAAUGCACAAAGGAACGAGAAUAGUGCAGAAAACUAUGGCUAUCUUACCUUGUUGUUUAAGAUUCGCUACUUGGAUCAAAAAUUUCCAAGUAGCACGGGCUAUGGUGAGCCCAUAGUGGAUGAUAUCUUACCUAUUGUGUGAACAGAUGAGUGGUCUUGUAUGGCUUUUGAGACUUAAUGCUGAUGUAGUCAUAAGUUUAGCGUAAAGGGUACAUGCUCCUGUUUUAGAUUCAGCCACUCUGAACAAAAAGUUCCAAGCAGCACGGGCUAUGGUGAGCCCGCCCAUCGUCUCUUCAAUUUCUAGUGUGGGGUUUGAUCAACAUAUUUAUACUGUAUAUCGAAAAACUAUGAAAUUAACCAACACCAAUAUAACGCUAUCAUACUUCAGCUGUAAAUUCCUGCUUUAUAUAUGUGUAACUUAUCAGAUUAUCAUGUAUAUAAAAAAAAAAUUUGAAAGCUGAAUUUAUGCGCCUUAAUAACUUAGUUACAUUGCAAUAAUACAUAAUAUAUAAUUAGGUUCAUGUGUGUCGUUUCUAUUAUCAUAUUACAUAAGCUAACAUCAACAAGCUGUAUAUUUAAGACUAACAAUUUUGUAGUACCGUUACAAAAUAUGUAACAUUUAAGCAUUUUUUUGUAAUUAAUGUAAUUUUUUAUACUUUCAUAUUUGACGCAGUUGUUAUGGAAUGACGAUAGGUUUUUAAUUGACGGAGAGAAUUAUUAGCCUAGCGCUAAUAAUUAUUAAUCUAGCGCUUAAGUAAGUCAAGAACUACAGUUUACGGUUAUGUUAGAGAGAACGUGAGCUUGUCUUGCGUAAAUUUAUAUUAAAUUUAACACAAUAAAAUAAAUUAUAUACAUUUUG